Messenger RNA from Drosophila melanogaster (fruit fly), 3094 nucleotides. RefSeq names its product Distal-less (gene Dll). The transcript has 7 exons. Gene Ontology annotation, molecular function: DNA binding; DNA-binding transcription factor activity, RNA polymerase II-specific. Bases 616 to 1599 code for a protein of 327 amino acids. Gene Ontology annotation, cellular component: nucleus. NCBI's taxonomy places the organism in Eukaryota, Metazoa, Arthropoda, Insecta, Diptera, Drosophilidae. The record is from RefSeq and is marked reviewed. Gene Ontology annotation, biological process: regulation of transcription by RNA polymerase II; regulation of DNA-templated transcription; animal organ development.
GUCGUAUACGCACUUUGUUCGUGUGCAGUCGUCGCCGCUGUUCUCGCCGUUGAAUUGCCGUCGUCGAUCCGUCGUAGCGUUUUGCGCCUUGCGUUUCUGCGUCGAGCUAAGUGAUCCGUCGCGGACUAUAAAGUGAUUUGUAGUGAUCUGAUCUGAUCUGAUUUGAUAUGAAUUGAUUUGAUUGAUUCGCAAAACGGAGUUGAAAAUCGUGAAAAUCUACAAAGAAUAUGCACAGCCAGAAAUCGAAGUGAUACAAGAAAGCAAUUUCGAGUGAGUUGAGUUGCUAACAAGUUGAGUGUCAGUGCUGAGAAAAGUGCCUCCUCGCCAUCUGAAAGGAUUUACGCGCUCAACAGUUCCGCCAAAUCAAGUCGCCGAACUGAACUGAAGCCAAGACAUUGUGUCCUACAAAAACCUUAGAUACGCAAGCCACACACUCCUACUGUGCAAGUAUAGCUGAUCAUUGCCAUCGGAUCUCUGAGAACUUCCUUCCCGCGCGCAUCCCCCUGAACAGCCGUCAAAAUUCUUGAUAAAGUGGCCUCAAUAGGCGCCAACACGCUCAAUUUCACGGACCUAGGGAGCCCCUACGAGGGGCCUCCCAGCACCCCCCAGUCGGGCAUGGACGCCCCCGACGCCCCGCACACGCCCAAGUACAUGGACGGCGGGAACACGGCGGCCAGCGUCACGCCCGGCAUUAACAUCCCGGGAAAGUCCGCCUUCGUGGAGCUGCAGCAGCACGCCGCCGCCGGGUACGGCGGCAUCCGGAGCACCUAUCAGCAUUUCGGACCGCAGGGCGGCCAGGAUUCCGGCUUCCCCAGUCCGCGCAGCGCCCUCGGCUACCCGUUCCCGCCAAUGCACCAGAACUCCUACUCCGGCUACCAUCUGGGCAGCUACGCCCCGCCCUGCGCCAGUCCACCGAAGGAUGACUUCUCCAUCUCCGAUAAGUGCGAGGACUCCGGCCUCCGCGUCAACGGCAAGGGCAAGAAGAUGCGCAAGCCCCGCACCAUCUACAGCUCGCUGCAACUGCAGCAGCUCAACCGCCGCUUCCAGCGUACCCAAUACCUGGCCCUGCCGGAGCGAGCGGAGCUGGCGGCGAGUCUGGGCCUCACGCAAACGCAGGUGAAAAUCUGGUUCCAGAACCGACGCUCCAAGUACAAAAAGAUGAUGAAGGCGGCCCAGGGCCCGGGCACCAACAGCGGCAUGCCUCUGGGCGGGGGAGGACCCAAUCCCGGCCAGCAUAGCCCCAAUCAAAUGCACAGUGGCGGUAAUAACGGCGGUGGCUCGAACAGCGGCUCACCCUCACAUUAUCUACCUCCCGGACACAGUCCAACGCCAUCGAGUACACCCGUGUCCGAGCUUUCACCUGAAUUCCCACCAACGGGCCUCAGUCCGCCGACGCAAGCGCCGUGGGACCAGAAACCGCACUGGAUCGACCACAAGCCGCCGCCCCAAAUGACGCCACAACCACCUCAUCCAGCGGCAACGCUACAUCCGCAGACGCACCACCACAACCCGCCGCCCCAGAUGGGUGGCUAUGUGCCCCAGUACUGGUACCAGCCCGAGACGAAUCCAUCACUAGUGACUGUUUGGCCGGCGGUCUAACAGCAUCCGAACCAGCUGCCCUCGGCUGCCUGGACGCAGCACCAGCUGAGCCUGGAGCAGCAGCACCAACACUCCUGCCAGGAGCUGGGGCACCAACUGCAGCUGGAGCAGCUCGAGCAGCAGCACCAGGCCCAGGCGGAGGCCCAGCACCUCCUCCAGCGGCAGGACCUCGCUGGCAGGACCUUCGGGGGCGGGGCAGUGCAGCACACGAUAUCUUAGCCAAUAAACAAUAAACAACCAUGAUAGCAACCUGUAAAAUAUCUAUGAAAUGUCGAGAAAGAAGCGAGCGAGAGCACUGGCAAGUUAGGCGUCAAGUUUUGUACAUUUGAAACGUAAUAUAAAUAUGUUUACCAACGUAAAUAAAGUCGUUCUAAAAUGUAGUCUAGCUAAGAAGAAAUCGAAAACACACACACACACACACAAACAACACAAAAAGAAAACAAAAAAAAAUACUUAAAGCAGAGAACAUUCCUCAAUCACAGAAGCAAGGAGAGAGUAUGAAACGUGUCCUUUAAUUUUGUUUAAUUUAGCAAAUUAACUAUGUAUAAACCUAUCUAUAUGAACGUAACUAUAUGUAGUGAGCAACAACAAAGUAUAAAUCGUAAAAAGUACAUCGUAAAUAAAUGAAAUCAAACAAAUGAAAAUCAGCUGUUGAUCUUAGAGUUUCUUUCGAGUGAUUUGUUCUUAAGUAGAAGAGUCGAAAAAAGGCAAAAGAACGAGCAACAGAAAUCAGUAAAAUCAGAUCUCAAAUGCAAAAGGAAAAGUCCUCCUAAUUCAUAAAUGCCCUUUAAUUUUUUUGUAUUUUAUUUUACCUGCACCCAAAAGAGGAGACCGGUUUCGUUCUUUAUUGUGCAAUAUAAUCUUAUUUACCAACCUGUUGGGCGUUAACUAAUUGCUUGAAGUGUACAUUUUGUAUAGACCGCAUGCAGAAUCAAAUGUGUGCAUCAAAUGUCAAGGGAUCCCAUUUUAACAAUCGAAUCAAGGCGAAUUCAGAUUCAGACUCGAAAUUCGACUCGCUGCUGAGCUUGCUGUAGCUGUAAUUAUGGAUUAACAUAAUCUAGUUUAAGUGGUAAUUAGUGCGUGUGUUUCACCCUAGUUUAAUUUAACCACAGCAAGAGCUAAAGGAAAUAAUUGAUAGUUUACCAACUAAAGUGCGAGUGAGUGCGUGGUUGAAUUUAUGAAUCGAUAAAUAUUCGAGUGGAUGAGUGAGUGUAUGUGUGCGCGAUUGCAAUGUAAACAAAACAAUAAAGUAAAACAAACACAUGGCAAAUUCGAACGAAAUCAAAUUAAUGAGAAAUGCAUAAACAAACCUUAUGUGCUAGCAUUUAAUUAAUUAGUUGUAAUCUAGAAAAUGGCAACACAAAUCACUGAAGAGCCUAGCGACUCCCCUCCCCAUUUAAAUUUUAGCAACUAAUGUAAUUUUUAAAUCAAAUCAAACAACAGAAAAAAGCGCGAAGCCUCAAUAAAAAUAAAGAAAAUUUAAAUAUAAAACAAC